This is a messenger RNA of Sitophilus oryzae (rice weevil), 2510 nucleotides long. It is a transcript of the gene Hrb27C, whose product is annotated as heterogeneous nuclear ribonucleoprotein 27C. Gene Ontology annotation, molecular function: RNA binding. The transcript has 9 exons. The coding region runs from base 117 to 1355 and encodes 412 amino acids. NCBI's taxonomy places the organism in Eukaryota, Metazoa, Arthropoda, Insecta, Coleoptera, Curculionidae. The record is from RefSeq and is a predicted model, not a curated record.
AGCUGCCAUUGCAGUUCGAGUUCCGUCGUCGAUCGUUGUGCUUUCGUGGUGGAUGCCGUGCGCGAGACCGGCCGCGAAUUAUCGCUUUUUUGGAACCAUCCGGGGCUGGGAAUAGCAUGCGAAUGUUGAGGCUCAAGCAGGAAAUCAUGGACGACGACGAAAAGGGGAAACUUUUCGUCGGAGGAUUGUCGUGGGAAACCACCCAGGACAACCUUCAAAGAUACUUUUCGAGGUACGGCGAAGUAAUAGACUGCGUGGUGAUGAAGAACGCGGAAUCUGGCAGGUCCAGAGGCUUCGGCUUCGUCACGUUCGCCGAUCCGGCAAACGUCAACGUCGUACUGCAAAACGGACCGCACACGCUAGACGGAAGAACGAUCGAUCCUAAACCGUGCAAUCCUAGAACCCUACAGAAACCGAAAAAGGGCGGUGGCUAUCCCAAGGUGUUCCUGGGGGGUUUACCCUCUAACGUGACCGAGACAGAUUUGAGGAGCUUUUUCACGCGAUUCGGCAAGGUGAUGGAGGUGGUGAUCAUGUACGACCAAGAGAAAAAGAAAUCCAGAGGUUUUGGCUUCCUGUCGUUUGAAGAUGACGAGUCGGUUGACAGAUGCGUCGGCGAACAUUUUGUCAACUUAAACGGAAAGCAGGUGGAAAUUAAGAAAGCAGAACCCAGAGACGGUUCAGGGGGCAACAAAAUGGGCGCGAACGACGCUUCGUCAGCCUGGGGACCCCCGCAGGCCCCCAUGGGCAUGAUGCAAGGUCCCAACGGACAGAUGGGCGGACCCCCCAUGAACAUGGGUACUCCGAUGGGUCCCAACAUGAACCAAGGCUAUUUGGGUUGGGGAACGUCUCCGCAACAGCAGUACAACGCCGGCUACGGUACGCCUUCGGGCCCCGGGUCCUACCAGGGCUGGGGAGCUCCGCCGGCGCCUCAAGGGCCUCCACCUCAAUGGGGUAACAGUUACGGCGGUCCCCCGGCUCAGCAAGGAUACGGCUCGUACGGCAGUGGCGCCGCCUCCUGGAACAGCUGGAACAUGCCGCAAAACAGCGGCUCCUCAGGCCCCUCCGGCUACAUGGCGGGCGACGUGUACUCGCGCGCCGCCGGCCAGUCCGCCGGCGGCACGCCCUCCGGACCGCCCGGCACCGGUCCCAGCGGCGGCUCCGCCUCCAAGCCUGGCAGCGACUACGGCCCCGCCUCCUACGGCUCCGCCUACGGCAGCUACGGCGACUACCAGGGCAGGAGCGCCGCCCAGUACUCGGACACGGGCGCGGCGGGCGGCUACAGCAGCCAGCCGCCCGGCGCCGGCGCAGGAUCGGAAUUCUGUCAGAGUCCGGCACUGGAGUGGGUUUUUACGUGACCGCAGAGACGGAUCCAGCCCGCUUAACAAAAAUAAAUUCUCUAGGAAAUUCAAUUCUUUGUAGAAGUGUUUUUUUUUCUUUAUUAUGACAAUCCAAAAUAAUAGUUAUAGAACAUGUAUUGUUAUUAGACCAAAAAUAAUGAACUUUCUUAUGCGGUGGGUGUAUCUAUUAUGAUUUGCUGUAAAUAAAUACAACACAAGUAUUUAGACGUUUAAAAAAAACUUGAUAUUAAAGCUAUUAUAUACGUGCACAUUUUUUUUUCACUUUGAACGAAUCUAGUUAAUAGAUGGGGCGUGUGGAGUAUAAAAAAAUAUUUUAUUUAUCGGAAAAUUUUAUUAAAACCCCUAAAAUCAUAUAUAUACCACACGAAUAUAUUAAUAUACAUGCAUACUUAUUAUAUAAUUUUACUUUAGAUGUAUAAUAGGUUUUAGAGUAAAGUCUCUGUUUUAAGUUUGAUUUUUUGUGUCAAAAACGAGGAUAUAAACGGUAAUUUUAAGUAAGAGGAAAUUUUUGAUUAAGAAAUAAAAUAGUUAUUAUCAUUAUUAUUAUCGACCUUGUUAGUGUAAAGAAUUAAAGAGAGUAAAACAUACUAGUUGAAGUAAGAUCCAAAUUUGACUGAUGUACAGCGAAACAAUAACAUAAUAUAUUUAAAUUACUUGAAUAAGUUUUAAAUUAUACUCUUAAAGAUAUGAAUUCGAUGAUAAUUACUUAUUAAAGUUUAAUUGCCGAAAACAAAACUUAAGAGAUGAAGACGAAGGCCUUUUUAUUAAUAGUGCAAUUUUUGAUGAUGUAGCGAAAUAGAUUUUAAGUGAAAAAGAGUGAAAUCGGUCAGGGGAGAGACAUAUUCUUGGUGGUAUAAAAUGGUGUGGGUUUACGUCGAUGCCUUAUGAAGAUUUGCAAUGUUGCUGUGUUGUCAAUAUUUAAAUUUAUUUUAAAAAAUUACUAAGUUUGAAUUUUGUGAGUUUUUCUCUGAAUUAACUACAAACAAAUGAUUCUUAGGUACAGGAUGUCUUAUGUCCUCUGUAUAUUGCGAGCCUGUGAAGUUUUUUGGCGAAAAAUUUGUUAAAAUUUGCGUUUUUGUGACAUUUUCGAGAAAUUAAAAAGCUUUUAGAGUUGCAGGUUCAUCCUCCCAAAAUUUCUUGACGGUGUCACAA